GUAUUUUUCCCGACUCUUAUAUAGAUCUGUCUCGCGCGCGCGAGCUGAAUUGUUUAUAAGCAGAGGGUCACGGUAAAGACCGCUGUUGGAACAUGUCGAGUGCAGAGAUUCCUCAAAAUUGUUAAUAAUUGAUUAAUUCGUUCUGUUUAAGUUAGUUUCAGUUAAACUUCACGGAUAUAUGACUUUUCUUCGUCGUUUAUAAGUGUGUGUGCUGUGUAAGUUUACAUACGAACAUGUGUUUCUGCUCUAAGACGGUAUUAAGACACGACACCUGUACAUGUGUUAAGAUGUGAUGUAUAUUACAUAGAAAAGAUUGAUUUUCAUCAACCUGAUGGGCAAAUGUAGUGUAUGUUGUACACUCUCCUUCAUGAUUUCAAUGACAAUCAUCGGCGGAGGUACGACUGUAUGUAUCCUUAUCGAGUACGUAUCCCAAGGCCCGCUCUUCCAGGAUAGGAGUAUAAAAGGGCUCAUCAUGUUAUUCUCCGCGGUAUCGUUCAUAUCGACAGGUUUGGCGGGAUUGCUUGGUUUGCUACACAACGACUCGUCCUGGGUGACGAACUUACAGAUAUCUAUUGAGAGUGUCAUGAUGAUCGCUUCCAUAACGGCCUUUCUUGCUCUACAAGACACCGUCUACCUUCCCGGAUAUGACGAGUGUGUCCAAACUAACGUCACUUCCGUAUGCACGUGCAGUGAGAGAAGUGACGUCAAACUUCCUGAAAGCAUAUCUGCCGUGGAUUGUGACAUGCUGUUCUCAGCACGGGAUACAGCACAUGCGCUCAUCUACUUGUAUAUAGUGGUGGGAAUCAUGUGUAUUAUUGAGCUUUGUCGCGCGCUUUAUCGGGCGUGUACACGAUCCUCUCGGCGCCAGGAGAACGAAAACGACGAGGUGCUAAAUAGUCUGACUUUCUACAGUAUACCGUACCCAGAGAGAAUACACAAAAAGAAGAAAAAUACAGAAGACAAACGGGAUGUAGACAAGGAAAAGAUAUUCACAUUGCUUAAUACUUAGCCAAAUGUGCCUUCCUUUUGUGUUCGUACCGGUUGUAUCGGUACAAGGGAUAGUGAUCAUGCCUCCCUUUUUCGGGUCGAUACCGAAUGGACUUGUCCAGUAGAAAAACAACUGGUGUGUCUUGGCAAAUACAAAUUCGCAAUUCAAGAGUGCCUUCCUUUAUCGAGCUCCUGGCGAUUGGACUAUGGAAUUAUUGUCGCAAUAGCGUGUUGGCGCGAUGAAAUGUCGUGCUGGCGUUUUGGCAUAUUGACGUGUUGGCUUUGUAAAAUAUCGUUUUGGCGUUGUUGGCGCUUUGUCGUGAUGACCCCUUGUUGCGCGGUUUAAAAACGCAACAAGGCGACAUUUUAUCUUUAAAUCUCGCUAAGAAGCGGAUGAGUCACUGUUAUCGAGACCCUUGUUGACUGCACAUGCUACGCCACACAAAGAAUGCGUAGUAAUCAAGCGUUUGGUUGAAAAGGACUAUGUGAGAUGGUUUGACGUCACAGAAUACAGUUAUAUCGUAGGUAAUCUUUAAAUCAAAGAUGGGAAUCAAAGAUUUCAGCAUCAUGAUGACCUCUUUUUCUUAGCUAUAUUGAUCAUAAAACAGUUUGAAUGUGAUGGUGCUGUGAUUCCCUCAUGUAAAGUUUCAGACAAUCAAAUAUAUGCACAAUGUAUAUAGUAUUAGUUUACAUGAUAACGUUUUACCAAGUACGUGCUAAAUAAACAAUUUGUAAAUAUCUUUUUUCAAGUUCAGCAAAGAUGAGUUAUUGUACAAUUACUACGACUGUGCCUUACGUAGUAUCGGACUCAUUCGUGCCUUCCGCAGGAAACUCUCGAGGUGUUCCGAUUGACAGUCACGUGCUCAGUGAUACUUGUUCAUUGAUAAAGGCGUUCCAAUUGGAAAACCAGUCGGACCAUGUCCGAGAGGUAAAGCGGUUCACCGAAUGAUGUUCUUUUCAUCAAAAUGUUAUGAGAGUAAUUUGUAUCAAAGAAUUAAAAUGUCGAUUCAUGUAAUGAUAAAAA
This is a messenger RNA of Pecten maximus, 2011 nucleotides long. RefSeq lists its product as uncharacterized. NCBI's taxonomy places the organism in Eukaryota, Metazoa, Mollusca, Bivalvia, Pectinida, Pectinidae. The transcript is spliced from 7 exons. The coding region runs from base 332 to 1009 and encodes 225 amino acids. The record is from RefSeq and is a predicted model, not a curated record.